AGCGCAAACAAACUGAACAAAUCACACUUACUGUAGUGCUAAAAGAAAUAAAAGAACGAGUAAUAUCCUUUAAUCCCCAAUAGGAAGGCAAUUUUCGAAGGAGGGAGGAAAUGUUUGGGCGGCGUGUGUUCGGUAGCUCCCCGAUUCCACGGAGCUUGUACGCGAGGCUGCACAUCAACACCCCAGCGCAGGCGUCCAGCAGGCUCCCCGUCCUCAUUCCUCUGACGUCUUCGCUGAUGGCAUCCGCCUCGCUAGCGAAUGGCGGUGCCACGUCUUUCGGCCUCCGUUGUUCUUACUCUGUCGCUGAUUUGGCCACCAGACUGCGCGAUCCACUAGUCCUGAGCGCAUUGGUGGAUACCAUUUCGCCCGUGCAGUUUUUCCACCUAUGGAUUAUCGAUUUAUGGCGUACACGAUGUAUGCAGAUGAUGAGUAUAAUUCAAAUUGCGGCUAAAGAAAAGACGGGUUCGGCGAGGUGAUUUUGCCGGCGAUCGGUGAAAUUCUCCUGUCUACCGUUAAGGACUGUUUGUUUUCUAUCGUCUUUUCUCUGAAGAACAACAGGCAUAAAAUGGCAGAAGACGAAUUUUGGAAUUUUGGGUACGAGAAGAAAAUGUGGUGCUCUCUGAAUAUCGUUCCAUCUGCAAGCAACCUAGCAAAAGAAGGGUUCAGAUUUAUAAAACGUUAUUUGAGUAAUACCAGUUAAAAGUUUCUUCCCCCAUCUGCCAUGAAAAGGGUCUAAUAUUCUCUUUUUUUAAAUUUUAAAUCUCUGGUUGAAUAACCAAGGGGUCUUUGUUGGACUGCAUUUUUAUUUGCCCUCUUCACAUAGUUGUCUUUGCAGCGUCUGAUGGAAACCUAUGCAUAACGAAUUAUGCUUGAUUGCAUACUUUUUAUUACAUAUCGUUCUUUUAUCUCUAAUCCAAUAUGGGAAGAAUCGGAAAGCAUGCAAACAUAUCUCUUGGUAGUCGUUAGUACGUAUAUAAAACAUCUUUCUGGAUGCUUUUUUAGCCUUUGUUUUCGAUCCUCUUUUUUUUUAGUCUUCCCUCUUUCGUUUGUGUUGAUUCACUGCUAAUAGUUUUUAAAACGUUUAUGUGUGUUCAGUUUUCUCAUUUCAUCAGGGGGAAACUAGCAUUGUCUGUUAUUUAGGAAAUAGAACCAUAAACUCGUGGAAUCGUUAUAUUAGUGGAGAUCAUAUUAUUAUUGAUAUUACAUUUCCAAGACAUAAUCAUAUUUCGAGGUCUUCCUGACGCUAUAGGUAGACUAAACUGAAACAAAGACAAGUAAAUUCAACAUAGUUCGCGGUGCAAGCGUAAGAAGAGAUUCAUAUAAUAAAACAAGAAUUCGGCGUUUUUAAGGGAUAAAGGAUACUGAGUCGGCCCUGUAUUCUACUGUUUUCUUUGGAUCAUACGGCUGCCUGCCACUUUAUCCAAUAAAUACAUCGAUCCGCCGAGGCACAUACAAUUACAUAGACGUUAGCUGUGGCUAAAUGCCUAAUCCAUAUCUGAAUAACGACAAGGCGGCGCGGUUCGUGGAUUAUUAUGCCUCCGCUGACAUGCUUAAGGAGUCCGUUAAUCGAUUGUAUUACGGCGGGAUAGCAUGGAAAAAGGCCACAGAGGACCAGGCCGAGCAGAUGGCCUACCCUCCUGAGCCUGUGGUGUUUCGUACCCAAGCUGAAAUCGAUGCUUACCUACAGCAGCGUGUGUAUCACGAGCAGCUUCGACGUCAACAGCGCCGCACGGCUCUCCAACGUGAGCUAUACCCAGAGCCCAGAGUGCAUGGGCGUGUUCUUAGCGAGAAGGAGCUCCAGCAACACAUCAAACACGUCUACAAUGAUCCUAUACGACGUCAGAAGCUUCGGCAGCGCGAGAUUGAGCGUAUUUUUGGGACGGAGCGGAAGCUGAAUACCGUAGCACGAACCCCCGAAGAUGAGAAGGUGCUAAAGGCUUUGGAGGCGAGCUGGAGACCGCCUUCCGCUUCACCAUCCCACAGGGAUGACAACCGUUGCCUGCUUGUUUCCCAGUAUGAAUACUAUGCCAAUCCAACCAAGGUCUCUGAGUUAAAUUUACACCAGCGUCGUCUCCCAAAGUCGACGGAUCGUGAGCGGCAUCUGCAGCGCUUGGCGGAUUUGGCGAAGCCGCAUUCUAUCACACCGAGGCGUAACAAUGAAAAAGAGUCAAAUAGAGGUCCUGCCUUUCAUGUUCAUCGUAAAAUAGAUUACAAAGACUAG
This is a messenger RNA of Phytomonas sp. EM1, 2221 nucleotides long. The record is from the annotation of a GenBank genome assembly. NCBI's taxonomy places the organism in Eukaryota, Euglenozoa, Kinetoplastea, Trypanosomatida, Trypanosomatidae.